Molecule: messenger RNA, 804 nt
Organism: Triticum aestivum (bread wheat)
Lineage: Eukaryota; Viridiplantae; Streptophyta; Magnoliopsida; Poales; Poaceae
Product: peroxidase 4-like
Exons: 2
Coding region: 1-609 (202 amino acids)
Biological process (GO): response to oxidative stress
Molecular function (GO): peroxidase activity; heme binding
Source: RefSeq, a predicted model, not a curated record
AUGGGCCAAGUAGUACCGCCGGUGACCCUUCAACAAAGUCGAACACUACGACUGGGUGGGCCGAGCUGGGAGGUGAAGAUGGGGCGGAGGGACUCGACGACGGCGAGCUUCAACGGCGCCGAGAACAACAUCCCUCCCCCGACAUCAGGGCUCGCGAACCUUACGUCCCUCUUCGCGGCGCAGGGGCUCUCCCAGAAAGACAUGGUCGGACUCUCAGGAGCCCACACGAUCGGCCAAGCACGCUGCACAUUCUUCCGGGACCACAUCUACAACGACACAAACAUCGACUCCGGCUUCGCCAGGAGCCGCCAGUCAGACUGCCCUCGCACCGCCGGCUCCGGCGACAACAACCUGGCGCCACUGGACCUGCAGACCCCGACCAUGUUCGAGAACGACUACUACAAGAACCUCGUCCAGAAGAGGGGCAUCCUGCACUCGGACCAGGAGCUCUUCAACGGCGGCGCCGCCGACGCGCUGGUCCGGCAGUACGUCGGCAGCCAGAGCGCCUUCUUCAAGGACUUCGUGGUGGGGAUGAUCAAGAUGGGGGACAUCACGCCGCUGACGGGGUCCAGCGGACAGAUCAGGAAGAACUGCAGGAGGAUCAACUAAGAAAAGAUCCUCCACUUUCUGCGCAGACAGUUGUGAAAUCCCUAGAAAUGCAGCACAAUCCGUAGCAAUCCAGGAUGUGUUUGGUCGCGCCCAUGCUUGCAAGCAGCUUGUGGUUUCCUCUCGUUCGACUCUGUUUAUGCAAUUGUGAAAUCAAUGUACGUUGUGCCUGGUGGGUUAAUAAAAGGUCUACCCCGU